AGACGAUCGCGAAUGCCGGCCGACUCUCUAGAUCCCAAUAGCGAUCCGCGGCGGCGGCGGUCCCGUUACGAGGAUGAGUACAGCAGCAGCUCUCGCAGACGUGACGACCAUCGGAGUUCCCGACGAGAUAGUCCUCGAAGGACAUCUUCUCGCAGCCCCUCAACCCGAAUUAACCAUAGAAGGGAGUAUGAACGCCGUCAUCCUGAGCGAUCGGAGCGAGCGGAAAACACAGAUGACGGCCGCAAAAGGCGCCGACGUCGAUCCCCAGAAGAGCGCUCGCACCGAAGACAUCGCAAUCUUGACCCCCAUAGCUCUAAGGAAAAGCCAUCGCGAAGGCACCGGAGCUAUUCGCGGUCUCGGUCGCCUGAAAGACGUUCCCGAAGUCCUGCGUCACGCGCCCCAGCACGCUCGAAAGGUCCGCUACCCUCCCAGCAAGACGCGUAUAAGACGGAGGUCUCACAGGAUGGAGACCUGGUCGCCCCUCCGCCUGAGAAAGAAAAGCCUAAUUUUGCAAAUACCGGGCGCUUGGCCGCCGAAAGUAAUACUGUGGAUGUGAACGGAGGAACGGUGGUUCUCAAGUACCAUGAACCCCCUGAAGCGCGCAAACCUCCCGCAAAGGAGUCCUGGCGUCUCUACGUGUUCAAGGGCAAAGAUUUACUGGAAAUGGUCGAAUUGAAUGAACGGAGUUGCUGGCUGAUUGGACGUGAGCGAUUGGUGGUAGAUUUCCCUCUUGAUCACCCGAGCUGUUCCAAGCAGCAUGCAGCCAUACAGUUUCGCCAUGUCGAGAAAAGAAACGAGUUUGGAGACCGCAUUGGGAAGGUCAAGCCGUACCUAAUCGAUCUAGAGAGUGCCAAUGGCUCAACAGUCAAUGAAGGCCCGGCUCCUGCUGGACGAUACAUCGAAAUCCGAGACAAGGACGUGCUUCGGUUUGGCUUGAGUUCUCGCGAGUACGUCCUCAUGCUCACCCAGCCGGAUUAG
Molecule: messenger RNA, 978 nt
Organism: Aspergillus ochraceoroseus IBT 24754
Lineage: Eukaryota; Fungi; Ascomycota; Eurotiomycetes; Eurotiales; Aspergillaceae
Product: putative FHA domain protein SNIP1
Exons: 1
Coding region: 13-978 (321 amino acids)
Biological process (GO): maintenance of RNA location; mRNA splicing, via spliceosome
Cellular component (GO): nucleus
Molecular function (GO): protein binding; mRNA binding
Source: RefSeq, a predicted model, not a curated record